This is a messenger RNA of Chelonus insularis, 1325 nucleotides long. RefSeq names its product venom acid phosphatase Acph-1-like. Gene Ontology annotation, molecular function: phosphatase activity. The record is from RefSeq and is a predicted model, not a curated record. The transcript has 7 exons. NCBI's taxonomy places the organism in Eukaryota, Metazoa, Arthropoda, Insecta, Hymenoptera, Braconidae. Bases 210 to 1325 code for a protein of 371 amino acids. Gene Ontology annotation, biological process: dephosphorylation.
GUUUUACUUAUUUUUUAGUGUUAUUGUGUAGUAAUAAAAAACGUAUAUAGUGAUUCUUAAAUUUUCAAUUCUUCACGAUAAAUCGUCAGAAGAUAGAUGAAUGAUGCAAACUUAAUAUACUUAGUUUAAAAUAGUUAUUAUUAAAUAUUGCAACAUAACAGAUAGUUUUGUUUAUAAUUAUUCAUGAAAAUUAUCACUAAAUAAAGAAGAUGUUGAGGGUGUGGAUUCUUUUGCUUCUUAUUAGAUCAACAAUAUCAGAACUAGAAUUAAAACUAGUACAUAUUGUUUUCUCUCACAAGUUGUAUGCACCGAUUGAACGUGAUGAUGCAAAUCAAAUUGUCUUGCCAAAAAAAUUAGAUUAUCAAUACUUUUUAGAGAAUGCUGAUACUAUGGUGAAUUCAGCUAAGCUCGAUUUGUUUAAUUUUGGUCGUUUUCUACGACAUAACUAUAAUGAUUAUCUUGGAGAUACUUAUCAUCCGGACAUUAUGGAGAUGCGUACAACAGAGCAUGAUUUAUCCAUGAUUUCUGGAUUAUUAGUAGAUGCUGGUCUUUGGCCUCCUAUCGGUCCACAGAAAUGGAAUAAAGAGCUUGAUUGGCAACCUAUACCAACAGAUUACGUACCAGCGAAAUAUGAUUAUUUAUUGUUAGGAGCUUUGUGUCCAACAUUCGUAGAUGAUAUUCAAGAAACACCUUUUGCAAAAGAAAUUAUCAACUAUAAACCAUUGUUUAAUUAUCUUACAAAAAAUCUUGGAUUUCAAAUAAGUCACCUUUAUGAAGUAGAAAUGCUUUAUGCUUAUUUUGAUACAUUAGUAGAUUAUAACAUUUCUCUUCCUCGGUGGGUUGAUACAAAUUUAUAUCCAGAUGGACACAUGAAAACUGUUACAUUGUUAUCUUAUAAUUUACUUUCUCAAACAUUACUCCAAAAACAACUCAAUGGUGGGACGCUUUUAAAAAGAAUUAUAAAUAAAUCAUUCGAUCAUCAAAACAGUAAUGGUACAAGCAAGCUUAAAAUUUCAUUGUUUAGUGUUGAACAAAGAAAUAUUAUUGGUCUGUUACAAGCAAUGGAUAAGUGGAAUGAACAUAUUUUAAAUCGAAAUACAGCAAUUUUUUUUGAACUGUAUGCUAAUACUACUGAUCAUUAUUUAAUAAAGAUGUACUAUUGGAGCGAUGGCAAACUUGAAUCAUUUAAGCUUAAUGAUUGUGAUGACUAUUGUUCAUUGGAUCAUUUUCAAAAACUUUUACAUUUUGUUCUUCCAGAAGAUGAAAAAAGUUUAUGUACUUUUUCUAGAGCUAAUUCUAAAGAAAAAAAUAAGUAUAUACCAUGA